AUGGGAGGACGCUGGCACACCGCUCUGAUUGUGUUUUCAAUCGCCACACUCGACGUGGCAACAUCGCACAUAACAAAAGAAAAGGUAAUCAAGAUCCCUGAGAAGAUCAUCGGGGGAGUCAUCGACAUUGUCCAGAGUCACAAGAACAAGCCCCCCGCAGGGACUCAGGGGAAUUACCAGCAACAGGGCCAGUUCCAGUCGCAAUGGAACCAGCAGUCUCAGGGGAACUACGCCAAUCAGUACCAGAACCAAUACCAACAGCAGUUCCAAGGUCAAGGCCAGAACAACUAUCAAACUGGAGCUAACUUCCAAGGAGGAAGUGCACCUAACCAAGUGUAUCCGGUAACCCAGGGUGGUUUUACUGGACAGAACCAAGCACAGAAUCAAGGGCAAUUUCAAGGGGGGUAUCAGAAUCAACCUUCAGGGCAGUUCCAAACACAGAAUCAACAACAAGGAGGGCAAUUCCAGAGCCAGAGUCAGACCCAGAUUGGAGGAAGUCAAUUCCAAAGUCAAAAUCAAAACCAAGGACAGUUUGUUGGAAACCAGCAACCUACCGGGAACUAUCAAGGGACUAACCAAGUCGCUGGAAACUUCCAAGGGACCAAUCAACAAGUAACAGGCAGCUUUCAAGGUACAUCCCAACAAAGUACUGGCAAUUAUCACGGUUCACAGCCCACUCCAGUAUAUCAACCAACUGGUAAUUACCAGGGUACUAGUCAGCAAACCAGUGGAAACUAUCAAGGUUCUUCUCAGCAAACUACGGGACACUACGGUUCUAGCCAGCAAACCAGUGGGAACUAUCAGGGUUCUAGCCAGCAAACCGGUGGAAACUAUCAAGGUACUUCUCAGCAAACCAGCGGACACUACCAAGGUUCCAUCCAACAGGGUUCUACUGGCACAUAUCCAGUGCCGACCAAGCCUACAGGAAGCUACCAAGGCACCCAACAGGCCAGUGGUCAAUACCAAGGACAAGAAGGUCAGUUCCAGAUCGUUGCUCAAUCCGGAGGAGGAGGCUCAAGCAGUAAUGGUACCGGCCCUACAUGCAUAUGUCAAGCAUGGACAAAACCAGAAACUGUUGACCCCAAGCCAAAGAUUGAAAAGCCAGUGAAGAAGGAUUCAGCCGAGAAAAAGGAUAAGAGCCUGUAG
Pectinophora gossypiella (pink bollworm) is the source of this 1146-nucleotide messenger RNA. Its product is annotated as protein argonaute-2-like. The record is from RefSeq and is a predicted model, not a curated record. The transcript has 2 exons. Bases 1 to 1146 code for a protein of 381 amino acids. Lineage: Eukaryota; Metazoa; Arthropoda; Insecta; Lepidoptera; Gelechiidae.